AUCGGUUGAGUACAAACAUAACAGGGAUAAAGUAAAAAAGCUAUACUCUCCUUGUACAUUGCCAUUUGUCCAUGUAACAGAUGUCCCCAAAGUGGCAGUAAGCAGUCUAAAGAACAAGCUGCAGUCUGGCAUUCUAGAGAAAAAAACAAAAAAAGUUGUUGCAGCUUUAAGAUCUUGGGAAUCACGAUACUGUGUUGUCAAUGGAAACAUUUUCUACAUCUACAAGAAACAGACAGACACCAAGCAAAAAGAGGCCUUUUAUCUGACAGGUUAUGAAUUCCGUGAAGCUCCAAAUCUGGAAAAAGACAAUGCAAAGAAAGAAAUGUGUUUUGAACUUGUCAAACCAGGCAGCCCAACUUACCAGUUUAGAGCUGGCAGCAAAAGAUGGAAUGAAAGAGUGGCAAGAUUCAAUCACAAAAGGAAUCCAGUUGACUUCAAAGGUUGGUGACAACGGAGAGCUUUAUGAGGAUGUGGGUCAAGAAGAACAAGAAAGUGGGACUGGCAGCUUCCCUCCACCACCUGAUGAUAUAUUCACAGACCCUGAUGAUAUUUAUGAAGAAACACAGGAUGUAGAAGAAAUAAAAGAGGUUAAACCUCAGCUUAGAAAUCCACCACCACCUCUUCCACCACCAAAAGUAAGAGACGAGCCAGAAGAAGUGUACGAUGAUUGCAGCUCUGAACUGGCACCUGUCAGUGGACCAAAAGAAAAAGAAAUCUUACAACCACCACAAACUCAGGGAUUAAGAGCUAAAGAUCAAGCUGCUCCCCCACUGCCACAAGAUGUGCCUCCAGUCCCUACCAGAGUGCCACCAAAAGCAGAGUUACCUGCUCUUCCCACACUCCCGCCUCCUCCUCUUCCAGACAGACGCCCCAACACUGCCGAACAACGCCCCAGCAUUGCCGAACAAACUCUUCCCUUGCCUAGCAGUCCUCCCCCUCUUCCUGUCAGAAAUGCUUCAGCACCUGUAGCCAGAGUUCCCAAACUACGCAAACCAUUUGUAUUCGGGAGGAGGAUUUUGAGCACAUUUACUUUGGCAAGUGGGAUUGUUCUGCAGAUGCAAGUACAGAGUGUCCUUUUAAACAAGGGACUUAAUCCACAUACUAAGUCAAGAUUAUGAUACUGAGAACUGGGGUAGGUGAACUAGAGGGAAGAUUGGUCUGGUGCCCAAGAGUAUCUGAGUCCUGCUUAUGAACUGGUAUGUUGAAACACUUGGUAUGUAAAGAGUUAACAGAACAUUCUGCUGCUGCAGUGCAGAUUUGAGCUGAGUCAUUCACUGUACUGUUGUGACAAAAUACCAUUCUGAUCCUGAGCCUUAGGUACAUAUUGUAUAUUUGCAUUAACUUCUUACAGCAUUCAUUAAAUUGUACACCUUGCAACAGAUUUCUAAUAACAAAACACAUUCAUAUUCUUGUAAGGAGCUGGUAGCUACUAAAUCUGGAGCAUACUUUUUCUCCAAGCACCAUUAAUUUUGCUGCAUACUGUGACUGCAUUUUUACACAGUAGCAUACUUUGUAUAUUUACACUGCUACACAGUAGCAGAAGCUAUCCUUUUUCUACAAUUCUGGUAAGAUGAUUUGAACAUU
This is a messenger RNA of Pomacea canaliculata, 1584 nucleotides long. Its product is annotated as pollen-specific leucine-rich repeat extensin-like protein 1. The record is from RefSeq and is a predicted model, not a curated record. The transcript is spliced from 6 exons. Bases 273 to 1118 code for a protein of 281 amino acids. Lineage: Eukaryota; Metazoa; Mollusca; Gastropoda; Architaenioglossa; Ampullariidae.